CGCGCGCCAACGUGGACACCUUUGUUGUGUUGCCCACUGGUUACCACGCGUAACCAAAACCACGGCUUCUCCUGCGGAACAAAGCGCGGCGACUCAAAUACCCGGACCUAUAGACAGCAACUGCAACACUAACAUAUGUUUUAUUUUGCAUCUCGUGAGUAAAAUAAAUUCGAUUAAGACAAUUUUAUAGUUCCAUAUUUCCAUGCGGCGACCAUCUACGGAAUGACAGUUGCGCAACUCUGUUUCGGGUGUGACAAACAGCAUUUGUGUCCUGCCGUGACUCAUAUUUCUAGAUUCUCAAGUAUAGUCGCGGAUAGCCUAUUUAAAGGAGACAUUACUUCUUGUUGAGGUGGCAGCUUGUUUACCUAGGAGUGCUCAUGUUUGACUCUUUUAUGAAAUCACGAGCCGAUGUUUGGGUCACUGGAAUAUCCCUUUAAAUCAUCACGGAUACAAAUUGUUAACUGUUGCUGCAGGAGGCUGCUGGUGUAAAAUUUGUUGUGGAGAGCUUCAGUUGAUCUCUUCUGGGUGUGUGAGCUCCAAAUGCAUUCAUUGCUGGAUCGGAAGAAGAAAGAAGCCGGGGUUGGGAUCGAUCUGUCUCUGAGCUACUCGUUGCCCCAAGCUGCGAGGAUGUUCAGCUGUGUGGGCUGCUUUUGGGUCUUUCUGUCCUCCGCUCUGGUCGCUAUUUGUAGUUUCAGUUUUAUAUCAUCUGCGUGGAUUGUCAAGGACCAUCUGAAAAACAAGGACUCGGUGAGCUUCGGCUUACUUUGGCACUGCUCGGAGUCCCUGGACCAUAUGUACAGAUGCUACACCUUCCGAGGACUCGGGAAAUUCGCUGAGAUUCCAUCCAGCUCGUGGCAGACGAGUGUAGUGCUCUGUUCUGGAGGAUGUGCUGUCCUGGCGGUCAGCUCCCUGUUGGCCAUCAUCACCAUCUUCUUGCCCAGCGGAGGCUGUGAGAGGAGGAUCUGUACACUGGCUGGAUACAUGCAGAUGACUGCGGUGUUCAUCAUGGGGUCUGGGCUGCUGGUCUAUCCCUUUGGGCUGAACUCCACCCUGGUGAGGUCCUUUUGCGGGGACUCAGACAUCUACUAUGCCGGGGACUGCCAGAUCGGCUGGGGAUACAUGCUGGCCAUCGUCGCCGUCAUGCUCACACUCUUCCUACCCUUCUUCGCCAAAUACGCACCAAAGGAGCAUCUGUCCCCAACCCCACUGCCCACUCUCUUAUAGGACAACAACUGACCCCACCUUCCCCAACCUCAUCCAGUCAGUUUGCUACAGUACUUCCUACUUCCCUGUAUGAUGGAGAUGGGGGAAACCCCUGCAUCCACUUCUUCAGUAGGAUGCCAUUUUAAAAAGCCCUGCCUCUGACAUACAACUAGGCUAUACCCAACUGUGAACAACAUUUAUGUACUGUCUUCCUUCAUACAAAAGCUAUUUCUUUGAUCUAAUAAUUGACCUAAUUGAAUGGAACUAUGUUCUGUUAUUUUUUUUUUCUCCCAAUAAUGUCAAACGUUAACUCAUAUUGUUAUGACUAUUAAUUCACAUUUACUGUCAAUUUGUGACUGCAUUUCUGGUUAGACUUAUUUCAUAUUCAGUAUCUUUUCUGGAAAAAAAUACAUUUGAAAGAAACACAAGGAUUGACAACAACUCCCUCUGUUCAGAUGGACAGAAGUAUACAGCGUAUAAACAUUCCUAUCAUGUUAUACAUACAACGUUGGUUUAAUAUUACUGUAACCAGACAGAGGGUGAUGGUCAGGACUAGAACCAUCAUAUGAAUCCAUGGUGACAUUAAGUGGGCAAUAAGAGUGGUCAUUAAAUAUAUCAUUCCAGAAUAAUCAGGGAGUUGUUUGCAAAAAGAGAAGGUGUGAAAAUAAGGAGAAUCUUAAUGAGAAGGUAAAGUAUGGCCUGAGAUUAACAGACAAUAUGAGACAAUUCUACAGUUAUCAAAAAACAUGGACAUGCUUCUAUCUCCAAUGGAUCAAUGCAGAUUUGGCGAACAGUAAAGACAAUGAGAGACCCGUUUGACAUCAAGACAAAGCGAGGAUUAGAAAGGAUAUGAACACGGACUCAGGUCUCAACACAGUGAGCGCAUCAAGGAUUCUGUCCAGUAGAGUUUGAGGAGAGUGGAUUGUAUUAAGGUUUAGAUCCAGAUGCCGUUUUUAUCCAGCAUUGAACACUGACUGAAUGGAUGUCAUAAGAUGGACAUGUAGCACAGUGAAAAAUGACCCUUGGGGACUCACCAUCUGACUUAGCCUACAUCUUCAACAUGGUUUUAAAUGGACUAUUGGACAGUAAAAUUUCUAAAGAAAGAGUUGAAGGGGCUGUACCAAACAAUAUAGAAGUGUCUGACCUGCCUUUAAAACAAAUUAAUAUAGAUAGGUGUGCAUAGUAAUAAUAUAAUACUUGUCUGAUAGUUAACUUUUGAAGACAUAUGAAAAGCAUUUGUUAUACAUUUUAUGUUGGGAAGACAUGACAUCCUUCUACCAACCUUUUCCCAGAGUUCCUAGUGUUAAUAUGGUUGUCUUGUUAACCCAAGUCAUUAUUGUUUCAGUUUUUACACCACACAAUACCAGGGUUGGGGUUAAUUCAACAAAUUCUAAUUAAAUUCCCUUUCCCUGUAAAUUCUAUUUAAUUAAAUUUAAAGUCCAGGUCGUUGAUUCCAGUCCUUGAGGAAUUGAUCAGUCUGCAGUAUAAAUUGAGGAGGCAGAUGCUGGCUAACUUACCACAAGGACCAAACAGAUGCUGGCUAACUAAUUAGUGCUCAGGAAUAAGAUAAUGAAAAAAUAUAUAGAAGCAUGCUGCUCUGACAGCAUGUCACAGUUCAGACCGCCCAGCUAAACUGGAAAUAUAGAAAUACAAGUUGAAAUGAUUUAAAACAAAUAAUGCAGUCAAUGUUUGAUACUAUGUGCAUUCAUUCCAUUAACUGGGGAAUGUACAAAUAUUGAAUUCCAAUUGAAUUAAAUUCCAAAGAUUAAAUGUUUUUACAAUUUGAAUUCAAUUCCAAUUCAAGCAGUCCAACAGUCUAAUUCCAAUUCCAUAACUUGAAGAUAGUUAAAAUUCAAAUUAAAUUCAAUGUAAAUUCUCCACUUCAUGAGUGAAUUCAAGAACUGAAUCCGAAUUUCACAUUAAAUUGAAAUUGACCCCAACACUACAUAAUAUUAGCUAUAGACUAUAAUUCAGGACUACAUUAAAUCAGGCUAAAGGCAAUUAGAUAAGACAGCAUUGUCUAGAAAUGAUUGACUAGAGUGCAGAUGAAGUUGUGGUUAGUUAAUAGUAAAACAGUUUAUCUAGAUUAGAUGAUCUGCUCUGACCAUACCAACGUGUGCCUUUAUAACAGAACCAAGACAAGUUACUUCAAUACUAUUAAUAUCAGGUUACCAUCUACAUCUGCUUAAACUGUGGAUAUUGUAGUGUAAAACAGUUGUAAUUUUGUUAUUUUCUCUGUGUGUGCUGUACUUGUCCUGUAUGCAUUUCAAGAUGUGCUUCUGAACAUUAAAAUAUUCUCUAGAAGAAAAAAAACUUAUGUCUUCUAAAAGCUUGAAGGUAAUGACAGAUAGAACAAACUGUACUUGUGUUGAAUUAUGCUGCUGACACUUUGCCAGUUUAUUCAUAAGAGGUAAAUAACUUUAAUCACUAAAUUAAAAGGUUGCGACAUAUACAGUGGGGCAAAAAAAGUAUUGUCAGCCACCAAUUGUGCAAGUUCUCCCACUUAAAAAGA
Molecule: messenger RNA, 3715 nt
Organism: Oncorhynchus tshawytscha (Chinook salmon)
Lineage: Eukaryota; Metazoa; Chordata; Actinopteri; Salmoniformes; Salmonidae
Product: transmembrane protein 211
Exons: 3
Coding region: 541-1224 (227 amino acids)
Cellular component (GO): membrane
Source: RefSeq, a predicted model, not a curated record